GUUAUAGGUUCAGUGUAGACACCAAAGUUUGUCAGUAUCGAGCUACAUGUCCUGCUGUUGCACUUGCUUUGCGUGACACCGACGAUGAUGGUCGCCAGCGCAUGCUCCAGCCUUCAGUCGCAGGGAAUACUCGGCGCAAAGCAACAACGUCUCGAAUCUUGCAUAUUCUUUGACAGUGCCCAGCAUCUCUUGCAGCUCCCAAAUUGGGGUACGUAGAUACGCCUGCGAAUAGAUAGAUCGCCGUCCCGUGCCUCGGUUAUUCUGACCGGCUAUGAGAUCACCGGUCCCGACUCCUCACCCAGCACCUACAUACAUAGGGCAUGGUGCCAGGAAUAAAGUCCCACCCCCUGUCUUAUCCCCACAACAGCUCCCCCAGACUCGCUCUCUAAAAAAAAGCCUGUCAUGUCUCAACCGAAGAUUACAUUCUAUGUAGACAUUGUGAGCCCGUUUGCCUACAUUGCUUUCCACGUCGUAAAGAAUUCGAAGGCCUUCAAACAGGUUGAGGUGCAAUAUGUGCCGAUUCUGCUGGGGGGUUUGAUGAAGGUCUGUGGGAACACACCGCCGUUAAAGAUUAAGAACAAAGACAAAUGGAUCAACACGGAGCGCCAGCGCUUGUCGAAACAGUUCAACGUGCCCAUCCUGCAAGAUGCUCCGCCUGGCUUCCCUGUCAACACAUUGCCCAUCCAGCGCGCCCUAGUAUCCCUCUCGCUCUCUCACCCGCAAAAGCUUGAACGCGCAAUAGAGCUCUGCUACGACAAUUUCUGGGCACACUGGAACGACCCGACUAAGCCGGAGAAUCUGCAGGCUAUCCUUGGGACUGUUUUGGGCAGUGACGAAGAGGCGCAAAAGGUGAUCGCGAGGACGAAGACCGAGGAGGUGAAGCAGGUUCUAGGCGGAAACACUACCAAGGCGUUUGAAGACGGCGCCUUUGGACUGCCAUGGUUUGUCGCUACCAAUGCGAGAGGAGAAACUGAGGGGUACUGGGGCGUCGAUCACAUGGGUCAGCUAUGUGACCAUUUGGGUCUGGAGAGGCCGUCUGGUAAGGAAUGGCGCUCAUUGCUGUAAGAAAAGCUUUACCAUCGGCCAACACGACCAUGCAUACAGUCCCGGAUUAUGUAUUCCACGACGAAUUCCAGUCGAUCACAACUACUGUCUCC
Messenger RNA from Alternaria rosae, 1157 nucleotides. Its product is annotated as 2-hydroxychromene-2-carboxylate isomerase-like protein. Gene Ontology annotation, biological process: glutathione metabolic process. The record is from RefSeq and is a predicted model, not a curated record. The transcript is spliced from 4 exons. Gene Ontology annotation, molecular function: glutathione peroxidase activity; glutathione transferase activity. The coding region runs from base 403 to 1065 and encodes 220 amino acids. NCBI's taxonomy places the organism in Eukaryota, Fungi, Ascomycota, Dothideomycetes, Pleosporales, Pleosporaceae. Gene Ontology annotation, cellular component: mitochondrion; peroxisome.